This is a messenger RNA of Carassius carassius (crucian carp), 1421 nucleotides long. RefSeq names its product cd22 molecule (gene cd22). The transcript is spliced from 7 exons. The record is from RefSeq and is a predicted model, not a curated record. Lineage: Eukaryota; Metazoa; Chordata; Actinopteri; Cypriniformes; Cyprinidae. Bases 86 to 1285 code for a protein of 399 amino acids.
UGUUGUGUAGUAAGACUGGAACUUACUGAUGUGUCUAAUGUAACAAGUGUUUUCUUCUUAGACAAAACUGUUAAAGGUAUAAAACAUGUUUUACAUCUGCACAUUAUUGCCGCUGCUACUAUCAGCUGCUGUGGCUUCAUUGUCAGUUUCAUACCACCCUAAAAGCAUAUGUGUAUUGGAAAGAUCAUCUGUGGAUUUCAGCUGCACCUUUGAUUAUCCGCUUUAUUCUACACUUGAAACAACAAGAUGGUUCAAGCCAUUAGCUCAUCAGAAACAAGACGGAACACAGAUUGGAAUAUCUGUCUAUCACUCAAAUACAGCAGAGAUUCACCAGCUGUACAAAAACAGAACAGCUUAUGCAAACCAAGACAGAAACUGCUCGCUGCAGAUACACAAUGUCUCCAAAAGUGACAACGGAAUGUAUUUCUUUCGCUUUGAAUAUUACUAUCACGGAAGAUACACUGGACCAUGGGGCAUACACCUCAGCGUAGCAGUUCUACCUUUUAGAGUAACAGUGAAAAAACAAAAGGAGAAUGGACACAUUCAUGAAGGAGACUCUGUGACACUGACAUGCGGCACAGAAAACUGUACCCCAAAACAAGAGAACAAGUUUGCCUGGUUUAAAAAUCAACGUCUGAUUCCAGAAGCCACUGAUAAUGUGUUCCACAUCUCUUCUGUCUCUCACCAUGAUUUUGGCAACUACUCCUGCGGUCUGAAGACGAGCAGCUCAACUUCAGCAGAUGAAAUAUUGCUUGACAUAAAAUAUAGUCCAAAGAAUGUUGAAAUAGCUGUUUUGCCAUCUGGAAAGAUACGAGAAGGAAACUCACUGACUCUGAUCUGUAUGAGCAAUGCCAAUCCUUCAGUGACAAACUACAGUUGGUUUCUGAUCAAAGAAGCAAAGGUCUCUCAUAUAGGACUUGAUCGUGAAUUCUCCAUCAAAUCUGCCAGUCAGAAGGAUAAUGGACAAUACUUCUGCACUGCUAAAAAUGACAUGGGUUCUCAAAACUCUUCAGUCAUAGCACUGAAUGUUGAAGUGACAGUUCAUCAAACUGUCUUGCUGACUGCAACAGCUGUGUUUUUGUUUCUAAUGGCUGUCAUUUUUGGUCUCAUUAUUAGGAGGAUACAGUUUACGUCAAAGAAGCAGCCCACAGAACAGACACCUGCAACCACUGUCACAGAGGAGAUCUACGAGAACCUGAGAAAAUCACAAGAGUCUGAGGGAAAAAAUUACACAAGCGUGGUCUAUGCAGAUCUAAGUCUUCCUCCAUCAGUCUCAGACAGGUGAUGAUUAAAAUGUCAUGAUGGUUAUUUUUCGUGGGGGGAAGUCUGUGGAACUGAUUUAUAAACCCCAUGUAUGUGUUGACAUAUGUCCUGCUAAACAGGAAGGUUCAGACAUCGAAGGAGCAUCAACAGGCUUCUAA